AUGAAGUUGCCUACGAUUUACAAUGUCCAACUCGUGGCCAUCAUAGCCACCCUUGGCGGCAUGCUGUUCGGCUUUGACAUUUCGUCCAUGUCGGCCAUCGUGGUGACCAAACAAUACAUCGACUUCUUCCACAACCCAGCUGGUGCCCUCCAAGGCGCCAUCGGCUCUGCUCUCGCCGCGGGCUCGGUUGUCGGCUCUGCCGUCGCCGGCCCGCUCUCCGACAAGAUUGGCCGUCGCGACUCCAUCAUGUUUGCCUGCAUCUUCUGGCUCAUCGGAACCGCCGUCCAAGUGUCCUGCCAGAACGCCGGCCAGCUCAUUGCCGGUCGCGUCCUCAACGGCUUCACCGUCGGCAUCACGUCGUCUCAAGUUCCGGUUUACCUCGCCGAGAUCGCGAAGGCCGAGAAGCGCGGCUCCCUCGUCAUUAUCCAGCAACUGGCCAUCGAGUUCGGUAUCCUGAUCAUGUACUUCAUCGGCUACGGCUGCGCCUCAAUCGAGGGCACCGCUUCGUUCCGCACCGCCUGGGGCACCCAGUUCAUCCCCUGCUUCUUCCUUAUUAUCGGCCUGCCCUUCCUGCCGCGGUCGCCCCGCUGGCUCGCCAAGGUCGGUCGCGACAAGGAGGCCAUCGAGACGCUGGCCAACAUCCAGGCUGGCGGCAACACUGAGGAUCCGCGCGUCAUUGCCGAGUGGGAGGAGAUUCAGACCGUUAUGAACGCUGAGAACGCCGCCGGCAGGGGCUGGCGCAAGUUCUUCCGGAACGGCAUGUGGAAGCGCACCCUGGCCGGCAUGUCGGUCCAGGCGUGGCAGCAACUCGCCGGCGCUAACGUCAUCGUCUACUACCUCACUUACAUUGCCAGCAUGGCCGGUCUGACUGGUGACGUCGCCAUGGUUACCUCGGGCAUCCAGUAUGCCGUGUUCAUCAUCUUCACCGGCGUCAUGUGGCUCUUCAUCGACAAGACGGGCCGCCGCACUCUCCUCGUCUGGGGCGCCAUAGGCAUGGGCUUCUGCCACUUCGUCGUCGGCGGCGUCAUGGGUGCGCACAGCCGGUACGUGCCCGAGGGCGUUGGCGGCAACGCCAACGUGGUCAUUGCCGUCGACCAGGGCGCGCCCGCCAACACGGUCAUCACCUUCUCGUACCUGCUCAUUGUCGUCUACGCCCUCACGCUCGCCCCCGUCUGCUGGAUCUACGCGGCCGAGGUCUGGUCGCUCGGCACGCGCGCCACGGGCAUGUCGCUCGCCGCGCUGAGCAAUUGGGUCUUCAACUUUGCGCUCGGCAUGUUCACCCCGCCGGCCUUCAUCAACAUCACCUGGAAGAUCUUCAUCGUCUUUGGCGUGCUGUGCCUGGCCGCCGCCGCUUGGUUCUUCGUCCUCUGCCCCGAGACGUGCGGCAAGACGCUCGAGGAGAUUGAGCUGCUCUUUGCCAAGGACGCUCCCUACGCCUGGACCACCAGGAAGGGUGAGUCGCGCCUGGCGGCCGAGAUCGAGGCAGUUGCGGCCCGCCAGAAGAAGGGCGAGCACGAGGGUGUUGGUCCCGUCUCGGAGGUCGAGAAGGUUUAG
Parathielavia appendiculata is the source of this 1554-nucleotide messenger RNA. RefSeq names its product general substrate transporter. Gene Ontology annotation, biological process: carbohydrate transport; transmembrane transport. Lineage: Eukaryota; Fungi; Ascomycota; Sordariomycetes; Sordariales; Chaetomiaceae. Gene Ontology annotation, cellular component: membrane. Gene Ontology annotation, molecular function: carbohydrate:proton symporter activity. The record is from RefSeq and is a predicted model, not a curated record. The transcript has 4 exons. The coding region runs from base 1 to 1554 and encodes 517 amino acids.